AUGGGCGUGUUCACUUACGAAUCCGAGUUCGCCUCUGUCAUUGCACCACCAAGACUGUUCAAGGCCUUUGUUCUUGAUGCUGACAACCUCAUCCCCAAGAUUGCUCCACAGGCUGUGAAGAGUGCUGAAAUUGUUGAAGGAGAUGGAGGUGUUGGAACCAUCAAGAAGAUUCAUCUUGGUGAAGGAAGCGAAUACAGCUACGUGAAGCAUCAGAUUAAUGGACUGGACAAAGACAACUUUGUUUACAAGUACAGCAUCAUUGAAGGUGAUGCUAUUGGAGACAAAGUUGAGAAAAUCUCGGACGAGAUUAAACUGGUGGCAUCUCCAAGUGGAGGUUCUAUCAUCAAGAGCAAAGGGAUUUAAUACUUCGAUCAAAACAAAAUUUAAUACUUUAUAACUAUUUAAGGCAUGCAAGAAAAGUAAGUCGUAAAAAAUUAG
Messenger RNA from Rosa rugosa (rugosa rose), 438 nucleotides. RefSeq names its product major strawberry allergen Fra a 1.08-like. The record is from RefSeq and is a predicted model, not a curated record. The transcript has a single exon. Gene Ontology annotation, molecular function: protein phosphatase inhibitor activity; signaling receptor activity; abscisic acid binding. Gene Ontology annotation, cellular component: nucleus; cytoplasm. Bases 1 to 363 code for a protein of 120 amino acids. Gene Ontology annotation, biological process: defense response; abscisic acid-activated signaling pathway. NCBI's taxonomy places the organism in Eukaryota, Viridiplantae, Streptophyta, Magnoliopsida, Rosales, Rosaceae.